CUUUUAAUGUGAAGAUUGCGGAAGUAGUUUUAUCAUUCGUUAAACAUAGUAUGUUUAACGAACCUCUUCCAAAGGAAUUCGACAAAGUCCAGCUUACCCUUGCUCUGAAAGUGAAAGCAAUGGUUAUGGCAAGUUAGAAAAAGUGUUUUUCCAACGUAAAGUUACAAGUGAGAGAGAAGGCUACACUGUAAGAGAUAUUCUGGCCUCUCCAGAACCUCAGACUACAGGAAGAAGAGAGUCUAUGAUGGAUUUUCUGACACUGUGCCGCAUAGAUGAUCAGCUUUCCUCCUCUGAGGUGGAAGAACUCUGCUUCUUGUGUCGUGAUUUCGUCAAUAAGAAACAUCUGGAGAAGAUCUCUGAUGCCAAAGAGCUUUUUAUUAGACUUCAAGAAGUGGGUCUCCUGGAGAACCAUGUUUUCCUCUCUCAGCUUCUUGAAACUCUACGCCGAGUAGAUCUCCUUGACCUCCUGAAAGGGGAAAACUGGUCACAGGAGGAAACAGAUGCAGUUCCCGUCCUGUCACCAUACAGGAAAAUGUUGUACAAAAUAUACGAUGACAUGACGAAAAUGAAUCUGAAAACAUACAAGUUUCUACUGGGAAACAGGCUGGAGAGAAGACAGAUUGAAGCCAGCAAGACUGCCCUGGAUUUAUUUGCAGAGCUUGAACAGGCUGGUUUUUUGUCCGGUACAAAUGUUAGUGAGCUGCAUAGAGAUCUGCUGAAUAUGGAUCAACAACUGGCAAUGAUUGUGCAGCGCUACAUGGAACAGAUGGCACAUGUUAAUGACGAGGAACAACCGAGAAUUCUUCCUCGCAUCAAUGUGGAUUACGAGAGGUCCACUAUCUCUUCCAAUCCACAACUUGAGUCCAUGUCUGAGUCCCGGCCAAGUUAUGAAAACACAAUUUACUCAGAUGCACAUCCAAACCAGUCAGUCAAGCCUCUUGACAAGACAGAUUUCUAUUCCUUGGAUCACAAUCCCCAUGGUUUGUGCGUGGUCUUUAACAACGAGAAAUUUAGAGGGGGUUUGGGAGACAGACCUGGAACUCAGGAAGAUUCAAAGGGUCUGCGUUCAGUGUUCACCCGCCUUGGCUUUACUGUGUUGAUUUACGAUAACCUGACUGCUGAUGGCAUACGAUCUAAGCUAGCAGAGCUGAGCAAAAACAAUUUCGUCGACCACGACGCCUUAGUGGUGUGCGUACUUUCCCACGGAGAUGUGGGAUGCAUCUAUGGGACCAAUGAGCAGCGGGUGCUUCUCCGAGAACUGACUCAGCCUUUUAAGAGCUGUAGAGUCCCCACGCUUGCUGGGAAGCCCAAACUCUUCUUUAUCCAGGCCUGCCAAGGAAAUGCCUACCAGGGAGGAGUCCUUCCAUGUCCCCCAAAUUCGAAGGAGGAAGAGGAGGUUGAACAGACCAUAGAAGAAGACGCAGGGCCUAUCCAGGGCGAGACUGUGCCCUGGGAUGCCGACUUUCUGUUGGGCAUGGCGACUGUGCCCGAGUGCCGAUCAUUUCGAAACAUUUAUUCGGGCUCCAUCUACAUCCAGGAGCUGUGCAAACAGCUGCUCGAAGCAGCAGAAAGCCCCGAGAGGGACGAUAUUCUAACCGUUCUGACACGUGUGAAUAGAAACGUCAGCAAGGGACUGUACAAGAGUCGGAAACAAAUGCCUGAGCCGAAAUACACUCUUACCAAGAAGCUGGUUCUGAGGUUUGUUUAAGCUGACUGGAUGUUGAACUCGUGUCAUUGUGAUAUGUUUAUGCAGUCACUUUAUGAUUUACAAUAAAUUGAUACAUUUUUAGUCUUCCAACAGCACAGUUCUGUUGUUGUUGUUUGUAACAAAUUAGUGAAGCAAGUAAAUGAAAUGCUGUGUUUCUGAAGAAUCAUAUUUUUAAAAACAUGUUUUAUAGAAUUUUUAAAUGAUUCCUAUGCUAGCUUUUGCAAAUUAAUUGAUGAUAAAUCUGGAACACAGACCAGAA
Molecule: messenger RNA, 1967 nt
Organism: Cynoglossus semilaevis (tongue sole)
Lineage: Eukaryota; Metazoa; Chordata; Actinopteri; Pleuronectiformes; Cynoglossidae
Gene: casp8
Product: caspase 8, apoptosis-related cysteine peptidase
Exons: 11
Coding region: 242-1708 (488 amino acids)
Biological process (GO): regulation of apoptotic process; proteolysis
Molecular function (GO): protein binding; cysteine-type endopeptidase activity
Source: RefSeq, a predicted model, not a curated record